AUGCAUCAGGGCCAAAUCCCACAAGCGAACGACGAGGCAUCAGACAAAAAUGUAAUGAUACCAUUAGCCGAAGAUGGCGCCGUAGAGGUGGCGGCCCAGAAUGUCGAGGAGGCUGAAGUACCAGUCUCAAAGGGAGUAACGGAGUCACCUGAGUUGGACGACAUCGAAUAUCGUUACUUGACGUUCGAAACAGAUAUCCCGCUGACGCCGGUCCUUCCACACGAUAACAAGGCUGAGAUGCCACCAUGCCCAAACCUGAAGGACUACGACAACCCUCUCGCAUGGUCGCUGACACGGAAGAAACUCAUGACAUAUCUGUCGUGCUCGGUGAACAUUGCAGCUGCCUAUUCUGCGGGAUCUUAUGCCUCGCCAACACUCCAACUGACUAGGAAAUGGGGCAUCUCUGCCGUGGCAUACAAGACGGGCAUCACUAUCUUCACAGUAGGGUUCGGAAUUGCCCCGAUGGUACUGGCCCCCUUUUCGGAAAUCAAUGGACGGAGGCCUGUCUUCGUUGUCACCGGCCUCCUUUUCGUUAUAUGUCAGAUAUGCUGCGCGGUGACAGACUCAUUUGCGGGUAUGCUGUUGGCCAGAUUAUUUCUCGGGUUCGGAGGAUCUACCUUUUCAACCAUGGUCGGUGGCAUCUUGGCGGAUAUCUGGGUUACCGCGGAUCGUAACUGGGCGAUGGUACUCUUCACUGGCGCCACGCUUUUUGGAACCGGUCUCGGCCCCUUGGUGAGCGGCUUCGUGGCGCAGCGCCUCCUGUGGCGGUGGGUUUUCUGGAUCCAGGUCAUGACCAGCGGCACGCUGGUAGCGUUGGUGACGGUAUUCUUCAAAGAGACUCGCGGCAGCAUAAUCCUCAGUCGUAAGGCCAAGAUGCUUAACAAGUGGUACGCCAAACUUGAAGAAGCUGGAGCUCUCGGCAUGGAGGUAGACUGCACAGACCCGGAGAAAGCGAUGAACAGAACAUGCCGCGUCCGAUGGAAGGUCAAAGCAGAUGAAGAGAGAGCCUCGCUCGGCAAGAUGAUCGUCGUCUCGCUGUACAGGCCGAUAACAAUGUUGUUCACCGAGCCUGUCGUUUUCUGGUUCAGUCUCUGGAUUGCAUUCUCGUGGGCCGUGCUUUAUCUACAGUUUGGAUCUAUCCCACUCGUCUUCGAAGUCAACUAUGGGUUUACUCUCGAGCACACUGGGCUGGUAUUCAUAUCAAUGUGUGUCGGAGCGAUCAUGUCCACCAUUCUGAGCAUCUGGCAGGAAAGAUGGGCUGCUAAGCAUUACCCUGCGAAAGUCAACGGUAGUCCGGAGGGACGGCUCAUGUUCACCUGCAUCGAAUCGGCACUGAUGCCUAUUGGACUGUUCUGGUUCGGGUGGACAUGCUAUCCGUCCAUCCAUUGGAUUGUUCCAACCAUCGCUGUGGGAGUGGCGACCAUGGGCAUCUUCAGCAUCUUCUUGGCCACUUUCAACUAUACCGCCGAUUGCUACCAUAUCUAUGCAAGCUCAGCGUUGGCUGCCUCGGGGUUGUGCCGGAACUUGCUAGGCGGUUCAUUCCCACUAGUGACGAAUCAACUGUUCACGAACUUGGGGUUUCAGGCGGCAAGCAGUCUGCUGGGUGGCAUCGGCUUGGCUCUGACCCUGGUACCUUGGGUGCUGGUGCUUUACGGGCCGAAGAUCCGAGCCAGGAGUAAGAUCGCGAGUUCUUUUACAUGA
Messenger RNA from Cladophialophora yegresii CBS 114405, 1701 nucleotides. RefSeq lists its product as uncharacterized. Gene Ontology annotation, molecular function: transmembrane transporter activity. Lineage: Eukaryota; Fungi; Ascomycota; Eurotiomycetes; Chaetothyriales; Herpotrichiellaceae. The transcript has a single exon. The record is from RefSeq and is a predicted model, not a curated record. Gene Ontology annotation, biological process: transmembrane transport. Bases 1 to 1701 code for a protein of 566 amino acids.